This is a messenger RNA of Halteromyces radiatus, 399 nucleotides long. RefSeq lists its product as uncharacterized. The coding region runs from base 54 to 281 and encodes 75 amino acids. The record is from RefSeq and is a predicted model, not a curated record. The transcript has a single exon. NCBI's taxonomy places the organism in Eukaryota, Fungi, Mucoromycota, Mucoromycetes, Mucorales, Cunninghamellaceae.
CGCGGAGUUGAAUUUCCUUGAUCGCAUAGAAUAAUCAUUAUUUGAUAGCUUCAAUGGGAUUGGACAUAAAAAAACAAUAUAAAAGACAUUUUUUUUUUAUUUUCUCCUUUCUUUUGUUUUUCUUUCUUCUACAAAACACAAAAAAAAAAAAAAAAAAAAAAUUCAAAACCCAAAAAAUCCAAAAAAAAUUAUUUGCUUCUUUUUGGCUGCUUCCUUAUUGGUAUCUUCUUCUUUCCGUUCGCCUGGUUCACGCAACAGAACACUCUCAUUUUUGUUUGUGAUUCUUGUUUCCCCGUGUUCCUUGCUGUUCGUGUCCUCGUUGUGCCUUUGGUUGUCUGUCCUUGCUGUCUGUCUGUCUUCCUUGCUGUCUGUCUGUCUUCCUUGCUGUCUGGAUCUCUC